AUGCCUGGUACAAGUACACCGGUCAUUACCAGGCUCAUUUCGGGAAUCCCCUCGUUUCCGGCAACGCACUGCUUCAAGCCGCUCAUGGAUCAUGACGACGCGUACAGAGCUUUCUUGAGGGUCUCCCCCUACCUCUGCCGCUCCCAGGGCAUCAUCGCCAACACCUUCCGCUCGCUCGAGCCGCGUGCCGUGGACGCCAUCACUGCCGGGCUCUGCACACCUCCCGACCUCCCGACACCUCCUGUCUACUACAUCGGCCCAUUGAUCAAGGCGGAGGAGGUGGGCGUGAAACAUGAACGAGAGUGCCUCGCAUGGCUAGACACACAGCCGAUGGCCAGCGUGGUGUUCCUAUGCUUCGGCAGCCGCAGCCUAUUCAGCGCAAAUCAGACCAGAGAGCUGGCCGUUGGCCUGGAGGCGAGUGGCAAAAGGUUCUUGUGGGUUGUGCGGAGCCCGCCCAGGGACAUCGACGACCCUGCGAAGAAGCUGGACAAGUUGCCGGAGCCGGACCUCGACGCUCUCCUCCCCGAGGGCUUCCUAGAGCGGACCAAGGGCACGGGUCUCGUCGUCAAGUCGUGGGCACCGCAGCGUGAUGUGCUGGCGCAUGACGCGGUGGGUGCCUUCGUGACGCACUGCGGGUGGAACUCCGUGCUAGAGACGGUCAUGGUUGGCGUGCCCAUGCUGGCCUGGCCACUCUACGCGGAGCAACGGGUUAACAGAGUGUUCCUGGGGAAAGAGCUGGGUCUGGCCGUGGCGGUGGAAGGGUAUGACAAGGAGGUGGUCCAGGCCGACGAAGUGGCGUCCAAGGUGAGGUGGAUGAUGGAGUCUGACGGCGGGAGGGUGCUCCGAGAGCGGACCUUGGCAGCCAUGCGGCUAGGCAAGGAGGCGCUGCUCCCUGGCGGGGAGUCGGUUGUGACCUUGACACAACUGGUGGAGAGCUGGAUGGCUUCACCUUCACAAGGGAGGUGA
Messenger RNA from Aegilops tauschii subsp. strangulata, 966 nucleotides. The record is from RefSeq and is a predicted model, not a curated record. Lineage: Eukaryota; Viridiplantae; Streptophyta; Magnoliopsida; Poales; Poaceae.